AUGGUGGAAACUCUCCUGAUCACGUUGGAGAUUGCUUUUGGAUUCAUGAAUGACACCAAGGAAGAUGUGUUUGUCCAUCAGACUGCCAUAAAGAAGAAUAACCCCAGGAAGUACCUCCGCAGCGUAGGAGAUGGAGAGACCGUGGAGUUUGAUGUGGUUGAGGGAGAAAAGGGCGCGGAGGCAGCUAACGUUACAGGUCCUGGUGGAGUUCCAGUCCAAGGCAGUAAAUACGCAGCAGACCGUAACCAUUACAGACGAUAUCCACGUCGCAGGGGUCCUCCACGCAACUACCAGCAAAACUACCAGAACAGUGAGAGUGGGGAAAAGAACGAAGGAGCAGAGAACGUACCAGAAGGUCAAGCUCAGCAACGUCGUCCCUAUCGCAGGCGGCGGUACCCACCUUACUAUAUGCGUAGGCCCUACGGGCGUCGACCACAAUAUUCCAACCCUCCCGUGCAGGGAGAGAUAGUGGAGGGUGCUGACAGCCAGGGUGCAGGAGACCAAGGCAGACCAGUCAGGCAGAACAUGUAUCGAGGUUACAGACCACGAUUUCGCAGGUAUGCUGCAGAUCAA
This is a messenger RNA of Antrostomus carolinensis (chuck-will's-widow), 573 nucleotides long. RefSeq names its product Y-box binding protein 1 (gene YBX1). NCBI's taxonomy places the organism in Eukaryota, Metazoa, Chordata, Aves, Caprimulgiformes, Caprimulgidae. Gene Ontology annotation, molecular function: nucleic acid binding. The transcript has 5 exons. The record is from RefSeq and is a predicted model, not a curated record. The annotation marks the transcript as partial.